AGUGGCAGCACCCUCGCACCAGAGCUGUCCGCCGGGCUGCCGUGCCACCGGGGGAGAAGAUGUCGGACUCGGAGGGGUGCCAGAAUGGUGCGGAAGGUGUGAACCAAGUGGGAGAUGAAUCACCUGGGGAGAGUGAGAGGCUGACAGCGCAGUGGAGCGUGGAAGACGAGGAGGAGGCGGCAAGAGAGCGGCGGCGGCGGGAGCGGGAGAAGCAGUUGAGGUCCCAGGCCGAAGAGGGCUUGAACAGCACCGUCUCCUGCUCAGAGAGUGUGGGUCCGGCACAGGAAAACCACUAUGACUUUAAGCCAUCCGGGACUUCAGAGCUGGAGGAGGAUGAGGGGUUCAGUGACUGGUCCCAGAAGCUCGAGCAGCGCAAACAGAGGUCUCCACGACAGUCAUAUGAAGAAGAGGACGGUGGUGUGAGGGAAGCUGAAGUCAAACUGGAGCAGAUCCAGCUGGAUCAGGAAAGCCCGGAGGAGGUCCAGGAGGAGAAUGUGGUUAUCAGGGAGGAAGAGAGGCUGUGCCAGGAGGAAGAACAGCUCCAAGACCAGGAGGAAGAGGAGAGAGCCGAGCAAGAGGAAAAGAAGAGAAGAAGAAAUGAAGAAGAAGAAGAAACACCAGAAAAACGCCAGAAGGCCCCAAGCCCUGCCAGCCUGGAAGAAGAAGAGCUGUGUUCUGACCACACCGCCAUGUGCUCCACAAAGAUCACAGACAGAACUGAGUUGCUGAACCGCUCAAUAAAGAAAAGUAACAGCAUAAAGAAAACUCAGCCUCCCCUCCCUGUGUCGAAGAUUGAUGACAGGCUGGAGCAGUACACACAGGCUAUUGAGACAUCCACAAAGGCUCCAAAACCUGUCCGGCAGCCCUCUCUUGACCUUCCCACCACGAGCAUGAUGGUAGCCAGCACGAAAAGCCUCUGGGAGACUGGAGAGGUCGCAGCUCAGUCUGCCGCGAAGUCCCUGCCCUGUAAGGAUAUCGUGGCUGGAGACAUUGUGAGUAAAAGAAGCCUUUGGGAACAGAAGGGCAAUCCCAAACCCGAGACCAAUAUCAAGUCUACUCCUUCUGGCAAAAAGUAUAAAUUUGUUGCAACAGGCCAUGGCCAGUACAAGAAGGUGUUGAUAGAUGAUGCUGCAGAGCAAUAGCAUGCCUGGAGAACUCAUUAACCAGCUGAGCUUGGUCCUGGCUUGAUGCAACCCUCAAUGCCACUAUUUCCUCUGCUCCACAGAAGACAAUUGAAGGAUGUUUCUCUUCUCCUGCCUGAUGUCAGUGUGCUUUGGUACAGCCUGACUCCUCUCGGGGUGUAAGCAAUACCCCAUGCUGCCUCCAGUUGGAUGAAAGGAACUAGAUCAGCUGGCAAAACUGUCCCUGUUUUAACUUUCUAUGUGACUCUCUGGCACUUUU
Molecule: messenger RNA, 1401 nt
Organism: Haliaeetus leucocephalus (bald eagle)
Lineage: Eukaryota; Metazoa; Chordata; Aves; Accipitriformes; Accipitridae
Gene: LSP1
Product: lymphocyte-specific protein 1
Exons: 11
Coding region: 60-1142 (360 amino acids)
Biological process (GO): signal transduction
Molecular function (GO): actin binding
Source: RefSeq, a predicted model, not a curated record